Messenger RNA from Neofelis nebulosa (Clouded leopard), 3331 nucleotides. It is a transcript of the gene HNF1A, whose product is annotated as HNF1 homeobox A. The record is from RefSeq and is a predicted model, not a curated record. Gene Ontology annotation, biological process: insulin secretion; positive regulation of DNA-templated transcription; pancreas development. Gene Ontology annotation, cellular component: nucleus. Gene Ontology annotation, molecular function: DNA-binding transcription factor activity, RNA polymerase II-specific; RNA polymerase II cis-regulatory region sequence-specific DNA binding. Lineage: Eukaryota; Metazoa; Chordata; Mammalia; Carnivora; Felidae. The transcript is spliced from 10 exons. Bases 122 to 2020 code for a protein of 632 amino acids.
UAGGCGCAAAGGGCCUGGUUCGUGACUGCCUGCCGAUCGGCCAGCCAGUAGACAGCCCACUCGGUGGGGGAGGCGGCCGGUGUGGUGGCCCCAGGCCGCGUGGCCCAGUGGUGGUGGAGCCAUGGUGUCUAAACUGAGCCAGCUGCAGACGGAGCUUCUGGCGGCCCUGCUCGAGUCAGGCCUGAGCAAAGAGGCGCUGAUCCAGGCCUUGGGGGAGCCGGGGCCCUACCUGCUGGCCGGAGAUGGCCCCCCGGACAAGGGGGAGUCCCGCAGCGGUGGCAGUCGGGCGGAGCUGGCCGAGCUGCCCAAUGGGCUGGGGGAGGCAAGGGGCUCCGAGGACGAGACGGACGACGAUGGGGAAGACUUCACACCGCCCAUCCUCAAAGAGCUGGAGAACCUCAGCCCCGAGGAGGCGGCCCACCAGAAGGCCGUGGUGGAGACCCUGCUGCAAGAGGACCCGUGGCGCGUGGCCAAGAUGGUCAAGUCCUACCUGCAGCAGCACAACAUCCCACAGAGGGAGGUAGUCGACACCACCGGCCUCAACCAGUCGCACCUGUCCCAGCACCUCAACAAGGGCACCCCCAUGAAGACACAGAAGCGAGCGGCCCUGUACACCUGGUACGUCCGCAAGCAGCGAGAGGUGGCCCAGCAGUUCACCCACGCAGGGCAGGGUGGGCUGAUUGAAGAGCCCACAGGGGAUGAGUUGCCGACCAAGAAGGGGCGGAGGAACCGUUUCAAGUGGGGCCCAGCCUCCCAGCAGAUCCUGUUCCAGGCCUACGAGAGGCAGAAGAACCCCAGCAAGGAGGAGCGAGAGGCACUGGUGGAGGAGUGCAAUAGGGCGGAGUGCAUCCAGAGGGGGGUGUCACCAUCGCAGGCACAGGGGCUGGGCUCCAACCUCGUCACGGAGGUGCGCGUCUACAAUUGGUUUGCCAAUCGGCGCAAGGAAGAAGCUUUUCGGCACAAGCUGGCCAUGGACACAUACAGCGGGCCGCCACCGGGGCCAGGCCCGGGCCCUGCGCUGCCAGCCCACGGCUCCCCGGGAUUGCCCCCGCCCGCCCUCUCCCCCAGUAAAGUCCACGGCGUGCGCUAUGGACAGCCGACAACCAGCGAGGGGGCAGAAGCGCCCUCAAGCAGCGGUGGUCCCUUGGUGACGGUGUCUGCACCCCUACACCAAGUGUCCCCCACGGGCCUGGAGCCCAGUCACAGCCUGCUGAGCACCGAAGCCAAGCUGGUCUCAGCAACCGGAGGCCCUCUCCCCCCUGUCAGCACCCUGACAGCUCUGCACAGCUUGGAGCAGACAUCCCCAGGCCUCAACCAACAGCCCCAGAAUCUCAUCAUGGCCUCACUUCCUGGGGUCAUGGCCAUUGGGCCCGGUGAGCCUGCCUCCCUGGGGCCCACCUUCACCAACACAGGUGCCUCCACCCUGGUCAUUGGCCUGGCCUCCACUCAGGCACAGAGCGUGCCGGUCAUCAACAGCAUGGGCAGCAGCCUGACCACGCUGCAGCCAGUCCAGUUCUCCCAGCCACUGCACCCUUCCUACCAGCAGCCACUCAUGCCCCCCAUGCAGAGCCACGUGGCCCAGAGUCCCUUCAUGGCCACCAUGGCCCAGCUGCAGAGCCCCCACGCCCUCUACAGCCACAAGCCUGAGGUGGCCCAGUACACCCACACGGGCCUGCUUCCGCAGACCAUGCUCAUCACCGACACCACCAACCUGAGUGCUCUGGCCAGCCUCACGCCCACCAAGCAGGUCUUCGCCUCAGACACGGAGGCCUCCAGCGAAUCCGGGCUGCAUACGCCGGCAUCUCAGACCACCACGAUCCACAUCCCCAGCCAGGACCCCGCCGGCAUCCAGCCCCUGCAGCCCACCCACCGGCUCAGCGCCAGCCCCACCGUGUCCUCCAGCAGCCUGGUGUUGUACCAGAGCUCCGACUCCAACGACGGCCACAGCCACCUGCUGCCAUCCAACCACAGUGUCAUCGAGACCUUCAUUUCCACACAGAUGGCUUCAUCUUCCCAGUAACCACGGCAACCGCCCCCCAGGGGCUGGGUCCUGCCUGGAGCGCGCCUGGCGUACUUGGGGGGUGACUGGGACAUGUGAGCCUGUGAAACUUCCACUGCCACAAGAGAGCGGCCUUCCCUGGAAAACUGCCACCCUGCUCUGUCAGCAACGGAAAGGAGGGUUUCAAGGCGCCCCGACCUCAGGAGGGCUGUUUCAGUGCACGAGAGGGGACUGUGGAGAGCUGGGAAGCAGAGCAAGACGCGGACAAGAGGGACUGUCCCUGCUGCUCAGGGUGAAUCUUGCCACUUGGAACAGAAGGGGACAGCCUUUGGACUUUGUACCUCCAGCCUGUGCCUGUGGAGACCCCCGGGAACCCCCAAGGGAACCCUUGUAGCCGCACUCCUCGGGACACAAGCCUGCGUAGCUGUGACUCACGGAGCUCAGUGAGAGGCCCAAGAUCAACUUGGCCCCGCCCUGUCACCUGUGCCCUGACCAGGCCCCUCCACCCUGCCCCAGUUCCAGCUAUUGACCCCUGCGCCCCACUCACAUUAGCAUUCUCCGAGUGGCUACCCAGUGCCCGGGCUGGGGCUCAGAUGCCCACGCCCCAGGAGGGCUCAGGCUAGCAGCCAAGGCAUGCAGGGCUCUCCAGCUUCUCUCGUCCUCAGCCACCCCUCCCCUGGCUUCCAAGAUGGCUGGUUCUCUCGGCCAUUCAUCCCCCCCCACCCCACACAGAAGGUGUGGUAAGAAGGGCACCACACCUUCUCACGCCAGCCUGGCAUCUCGCCUCAAUGGGAAAGCCCCCCUCAGGACUAGGAAGUCCGUCUUGCCCCACGGGAGCCUUGUGACUCUGCGCCCGGUGCCGCUGUUGAGAUUCUGAUAACAGCUCCUCUGGCCCGUGGGGCCCUGCAGCCCCUCCCUGGUCUGGGGGACAAGCUGCUGGGGUCAGAAGGCAGCAAGGCCUGAGCAGAUGACAGAGCUGAGGUGCCCAGAGGGUGAGGGGAGAGAUGAGACCGGAGAGGAGCUCCCCGUGGGGACGGGGCUGAUGCCUGGAAGCUUGGGAGCUCGGCUGGCUGAGGGAUGUGGAGGCCAGGGGGUCACAGCCACACCCAGGAGCCUGAGGUCCUGAGUGCCACCAGGAGGAACACUGUCAGCCCGGGGCUCUAUGACCUCCUCUCCAGGAAGGGGCUGCUGCAGAUAACUUGGCCUUGAGGGCUGCUCCCACCCUGGACGGAGGAAAGGGCCGGGGCAGAACCAGCACCCCCGAGGCUUGCAGCCAGCCAAGAGCCAACCUGUACUUUUAUUUAACUUGUAGUAAAGGAAAUGAGGAAUGGA